CCACAGCUGCGAUGCAAACAUAUUCUUUUUAUGUGUAGUUAUAAGAUGACCCGCCAUUGCUGUUCCAACUGCACUACUCUAUUCUCUCUAAUGGUACAGGGCUAAGAAGCAGCGGAUAAUAGCUCAAGGUGCAUAAAUUCCUUUUUACUAUUAAGUUACAAACAGUACUUAUCCCGGUUCUAGAUUGUUGAUCUUCUUUUGAGGGUUGCAAGUCUUUUCAAGAACAAAGAGCGUUGGAUUACCAAGAUCUUUUUACUCGUCGUGCUUAUUAGUUUUACAAAUUAAGAUUUGUGAUAGGCAUUAAGCAUUUUUGCUCUAAUAAGAGAGCCAAAUAAGAGCUCUGUUCUUCUUUCCCUUAGAUAAGAAGAGCAAGUUUUUCAUGGUGUCGACUCAGCCUUCAUCUCCCAUCCUUCCAUGACUGGAUUUCGCGGUCGCAUCCCCUCUGGUUUUUUACCUUGAGCAUCAAUGAGGAGGGCGAGGGAGUCCCGAUUUCGUAAAGGUCUAUUCUGCCAGCCCUCUGGUCUGAUUCCAGAGGUUGCUGUCCCUCUCCGGCAGUCGGACCCGAUGCCAGAUCGUGCUUCAAAGGGGUAGUUCAAGAAAACAGAAGACGGAUGCACCAGUAGAUACAGGAUCUAAUUUCAACGAGCUAAGCAAGCCAACCUACGAUGCUUACUUCUAUUGGAGUACUGCUCCUCUUGGUGCUCAUGGGGUGUCAUCAUACACAUGUUGCCAUGUGUUCCUUCAACGGCAACUUCACAGAUCAGCUGUCACUACUGGAGUUCAAGAAGGGCAUCAGUGAUCCAAAACAAGCCUUGAUGUCUUGGAAUGAUAGGACCCACUUUUGCAGCUGGGAAGGUGUCCUUUGUAGUGUUAAGCACCCAGAUCGUGUAACUUCUCUGAAUCUCACACGUCGAGGUUUGGUGGGGGAAAUUUCUCCUUCUCUUGGGAACCUAACAUUCCUGAAAGUUUUACUGCUCAACUUGAAUUCAUUCUCUGGAGAGAUCCCUCCAUCCCUUGGCCAACUUCAUCGCCUCCAAAUACUCAAGUUGGAUUAUAACACGCUGCAGGGAGUGAUACCCAGUCUUGCAAACUGUUCAAACCUCAAGGAGCUGUGGCUGAGGAAUAAUCAACUGACUGGACCGAUUCCUAUAGAUAUACCGCAUGCACUUGAAAAGCUGGUACUUUCACUUAAUAAUCUUACAGGCACCAUCCCUACCUCUCUUGCAAAUAUCACAACCCUUAGUGUACUUGAUGUUGCAUUCAAUAGUAUUGAGGGUAACAUACCAAAUGAGUUCGCGAAGUUAUCAGCACUACAAUUCUUGUUCAUGGGUCGCAAUAAGUUGUCAGGUUACUGUUUUCCACAACCCAUUCUGAAUCUUUGUGUCCUAGUUGGAUUUAGCGUUGCCUAUAAUGAUUUAAGCGGAGAUGUACCGUCCUAUAUUGGCAACUCUCUGCCCAAUCUUGAGAUUUUCGAAUUGGACAACAACUUCUUUCAUGGGCAUAUCCCAUCUUCAUUAACUAAUGCUUCCAAGCUGACCCUUAUCGAUGUAUCAAGUAAUAGGUUCGCAGGGGUGGUGCCUAGAUCCAUUGGUAAACUUUCUAGGCUAUAUUCUUUAAAUCUUGAUUCAAAUAAACUCCUAACAAGAAAUAUGCAAGACUGGGAGUUUAUGGAUAGCUUAGCCAAUUGCACAGAGCUACAGGAGUUCACAAUUACAGAGAAUCAUCUGGAAGGCAAUGUGCCAUAUUUCAAUAGGCAACCUUUCUAGACAACUCCAGAUUCUAUACAUGGCGGACAAUCACCUAUCUGGUGUUUUUCCUUCUGGCUUAGCAAAUCUUCGCAACCUGAUCAAUGUGGGAUUGAGCAUGAAUAGAUUUGUAGGUGUACUUCCUGAAUGGAUUGGAACUCUCACAAAUGUCCAAGUAGUAUUACCACUACUAGAAAACACGCCAAAGGUCCACCCCAAAAGUACCGGUAUGAAGAUAAACCGGUACAUAUACUAGAUGGAACCUAUGGAUGAGCCUUAGAUACCGGUUGAUAACACCAACCGAUA
Molecule: messenger RNA, 2051 nt
Organism: Panicum virgatum (switchgrass)
Lineage: Eukaryota; Viridiplantae; Streptophyta; Magnoliopsida; Poales; Poaceae
Product: receptor kinase-like protein Xa21
Exons: 2
Coding region: 666-1766 (366 amino acids)
Molecular function (GO): protein binding
Source: RefSeq, a predicted model, not a curated record